Messenger RNA from Megalopta genalis, 1771 nucleotides. RefSeq names its product regulatory particle non-ATPase 3 (gene Rpn3). NCBI's taxonomy places the organism in Eukaryota, Metazoa, Arthropoda, Insecta, Hymenoptera, Halictidae. The record is from RefSeq and is a predicted model, not a curated record. Gene Ontology annotation, biological process: ubiquitin-dependent protein catabolic process; regulation of protein catabolic process. Gene Ontology annotation, cellular component: proteasome regulatory particle, lid subcomplex; proteasome complex. Gene Ontology annotation, molecular function: enzyme regulator activity; protein binding.
GUCUGCACAACUGUGAAUCGGUUUGAUGAAAACGUAAAAUUGUAGUUAUUCAGAGAAGUCGUGCUCUAAAAAGCUUUGGAACGAAGAUUGGUCAAGAUGGUAGUGCCUGCAGCCAAAAACCCUGAAGCUAUGGAUAUAGACAUAGUUUCUUCAGAAAGUCAAAAUGGUGAUGGAGAUGUCAUCGACAAGAAAGAUAUUGAUCUUCAAACAAUUCAUGAUAUUCGUGAACACGCUCGUCAGAUAGAGAAAGCUGUGCAGAGCAAAGAACCUCGUUUCAUUUUAAGAGUAUUGCGUUCACUACCCAAUACUCGUCGUAGGUUAAACUUUAAUGUUUUGCAUUCAACGAUUGUAAGUUUCUAUUUAAAACCAUGUUCAGAACGUGAUGCAUUAUUAUCAAGAUUAGAAGAAUCUGCUGAAAUAGAAGAAAUUCAAAAAGUUCGUCCUACCGCUUUGAGUUCAUUACCAGAAAUUGAUGCUUACAUUCUUUUACUCGUUCUCAUGCGUUUAAUAGACACUGGAAGAUACGAGCAAGCAGUUCAGUGUUCUGAAGAAUUGUUACAAAAGAUUAUUGCACAGAAUAGACGUACAAUCGAUUUGAUUGCUGCAAAAUGUUAUUUCUAUUAUUCGAGAGCAUAUGAGCUAGUUGGUAGAUUGGAUAAAAUUCGAGGGCUGUUGCACCUGAGAUUAAGAACUGCAACAUUGAGAAAUGAUUUUGAAGGACAAGCAGUACUGAUUAAUUGCUUGUUAAGAAAUUACUUGCAUUAUAACUUAUACGAUCAAGCAGAUAAGCUUGUACUUAAGUCAACGUUUCCAGAGUCUGCAAGCAACAAUGAAUGGGCCAGAUUUUUAUACUAUCUAGGACGUAUAAAAGCAGCCAGAUUAGAGUACUCUGCUGCACACAAGUACUUGGUACAGGCUCUUAGAAAAGCUCCUCAAAGUACUGCAGUUGGUUUCCGUCAAACAGUUCAGAAGUUAGCUGUAACGGUAGAACUUCUACUUGGGGAUAUCCCUGAACGACAAACUUUCCGACAAGCAGCGAUGCGUCGUGCAUUGGCUCCAUACUUUCAAUUAACGCAAGCAGUGCGUUUGGGAAAUCUACAACGUUUUGGUGAAGUUUUAGAGAACUUUGGUCCACAGUUUAGAAGCGAUCAUACGUUUACUCUGAUUCUUAGAUUGAGACAUAACGUUAUUAAGACUGCAAUAAGAUCGAUUGGACUCUCCUAUUCCAGAAUUUCUCCUGCAUACAUCGCAAAGAAACUAGGUUUAGAUUCAAGCGUUGAUGCCGAAUUUAUUGUAGCUAAAGCUAUCAGAGACGGAGUAAUUGAAGCCACUUUGGAACCGGAAAACGGAUACAUGCGCAGCAAAGAAACUACCGACAUUUAUUGCACUAAAGAGCCGCUGCUCGCAUUUCAUCAGAGAAUUACAUUCUGCUUAGAUUUACAUAACCAGAGUGUUAAGGCCAUGAGAUAUCCUCCAAAAUCAUAUGGAAAAGAUCUAGAAUCAGCAGAAGAACGUAGAGAAAGGGAACAACAGGAUUUAGAACUUGCUAAGGAAAUGGCAGAGGAAGAUGAUGAUGGAUUUCCUUAGGAUGUUCACCUUUUGGAUACAUUUAAUUAAUAAAGCAAUUUAUCAUGAAGUUAAUACUACACUUUCUUAUAUUUUGUAACAUGUUAAACAGUUAAAAUUUCGUAACAAUUGGUGAAUUUAAUGAGUUGGAAUUUUUAAAAGAGAUAUCUUUUGUUAAGAACUAAGGAAAAGUAAAUUACACUAA